AUGUCAAUGGAUAUAACUUUCCUCGGCACAGGCUCAGCGUAUCCGUCUCCAACAAGAGGAGCAUCGGCAUUAGUGCUUCGCAGGGAAGGAGAGUGCUGGCUCUUUGACUGCGGAGAGGGAACUCAGACACAAUUCAUGAAGAGCCAUCUCAAAGCAGGCAGAAUUACCAAGAUUUUCAUAACUCAUCUUCAUGGUGACCACUUUUUUGGACUUCCUGGCCUGCUGUGUACACUUAGCCUCCAAAGUAGCCCUGACCUAAACAAACCACCUGUUGAUAUUUAUGGACCAUUAGGACUGCGAAACUUCAUAUGGAGGAGUAUGGAGCUCUCCCACUCACAACUUCUGUUUCCCUACACUGUUCAUGAGCUGGUGCCUACACGGGACCAGUGCCCCGCAGAAGAAUUCAGAGAUUUUUCUUACUUGGACAGAGAUGAGGUAUCUCCCGAGGGAGCACAAGGGAGAAUACUCCACCUGGAUCCAGUAGAAGACUCUUACUUGCUGAUUGAGGAUGAGCAGCUGGUUCUGAAAGCAUUUCGCCUAUGUCACCGCAUUCCUUCCUUUGGCUUUGUGGUGGAAGAGAAGCCCCGGACCGGUAAACUCAACGUACAGAAACUGAAAGACCUUGGAGUUCAACCAGGUCCUUUAUAUGGGAAACUGAAGAAUGGAACUGCAGUUGUUCUAGAAAAUGGAAUAACGAUUUCUCCUUCUGAUGUCUUAGAAGACCCUAUUCCUGGAAGAAAAAUCUGCAUUUUAGGGGAUUGUUCAGGGGUGGUUGGAGAUGCGGCCGUGAAGCUUUGCUGUGAAGCGGAUGUACUGAUACAUGAAGCCACUUUGGAUGAUACCCAAGAGGAAAAGGCCAGAGAGCAUGGUCACAGCACUCCAAAAAUGGCAGCAGAUUUUGCAAAAUUGUGUAAAGUUAAGAAACUGGUUUUGACUCACUUCAGUCAGCGGUAUAAACCGGCUGCUCAGAGAGGUGAGGGAGAUACAGGCAUCACCGAACUGAAGAGACAGGCAGAGUCAGUGUUAGAUGGUCAAGAAGUAACACUAGCUGAGGAUUUUAUGACAAUAGAAAUUCCAAUGAAAAAGUAA
Messenger RNA from Haliaeetus leucocephalus (bald eagle), 1089 nucleotides. RefSeq names its product elaC ribonuclease Z 1 (gene ELAC1). NCBI's taxonomy places the organism in Eukaryota, Metazoa, Chordata, Aves, Accipitriformes, Accipitridae. The coding region runs from base 1 to 1089 and encodes 362 amino acids. The record is from RefSeq and is a predicted model, not a curated record. The transcript has 3 exons. Gene Ontology annotation, molecular function: 3'-tRNA processing endoribonuclease activity. Gene Ontology annotation, cellular component: nucleus.